AUGGCCAACAAAGCGCAGCAGCCUCCUUACCUACACCUGGCGGAGCUGACCGCCUCCCAGUUCCUGGACAUCUGGAAACACUUCGACACUGAUGGUAAUGGCUACAUUGAGGGGAAGGAGCUGGAGAACUUCUUCAGGGAGCUGGAGGUUGCGCGGAGAGGGGCGGGCGUGGAUCCCUCAAACGCCACCUUCAGAGAAAAGAUGAAAGAAUUCAUGGCGAAAUUCGACAAGAACGCAGAUGGGAGAAUCGAGAUGUCAGAGCUGGCCCAGAUUCUGCCCACAGAGGAGAACUUCCUGCUCUGUUUCAGACAGUUUGUGGGAUCCAGCUCUGAGUUCAUGGCGGCAUGGAGAAGGUAUGACACAGACCGCAGCGGAUACAUUGAAGCCAAUGAGCUGAAGGGGUUCCUGUCAGACCUGCUGAAGAAGGCCAACAGACACUACGAUGACCAGAAGCUGAAUGAGUACACACAGACAAUACUGCGAAUCUUCGACCUGAACGGCGAUGGGAAGCUAGGCCUGUCUGAAAUGGCAAGGCUACUACCUGUGCAGGAAAAUUUCCUACUGAAGUUUCAGGGCAUCAAGCUGACCCCUGAUCAGUUCAAUGCCAUCUUCACGUACUACGACAAGGACGGGAACGGUUACAUCGACGAGCAGGAGCUGGAAGCGCUGCUCAAGGACCUCUACGAGAAGAACAAAAAGGAGGUGGAUACCAAGAAUCUGACGGGCUACAAGAAGAGCAUCAUGGCUCUGUCGGACGGCGGGAAGCUGUACCGCACCGAGCUGGAGAUCGUCUUGUGCCGGGAGCCUAUGCUGUGAACACCGUGACCCCUGACCCCUGACCUCUGACCUACAUGACCCUCCCAUCUCUCCAACCCCAGAUCACCCCCACCUCCACCUGUCUAACUCUACCAUAACCAGGUGCAUGUGCUGGGCUCAAGUUUGAUUGGUUUUGAAUAGAUGUGCACUUAAAGGCACAAACAAACCCUCUUUCCCCUCCCUCUCUACCCCAGAAAUCCGUCCUGUACCCACCCCUGCCCUGACUCUGUGCCCCUUCUCUCCUGAUCGCAGACUGGCGCUUUCCUAAGACUUCACCAUUGUCUGCAGCUUGAUUUUUUUUUUAAAACCCUUAAAAUAAUAAAAGUUUAAGAAGUAACAUGUCUUACUAAUGAAGAUAACUUCAGCUGAAACAAAUUAUGAACUAUAUGAAUAUAAUAUGAUAAGUAUCUAUUUGAAAUGCUUGGUUUGACUGUCUCCUUUAUCGUCUUCCACACUUCUAUAUUUUUGGUCAGUCGUCGCCAUCCUGUCUCUCUCUCUCUCCCUCUCUUGCCAUUGUAUCACUGUUUCCUUGUUUUGUUUUGGAGUUUUUGGCUAAUACUGUUUUACUGAGGAUGUCACU
Molecule: messenger RNA, 1396 nt
Organism: Megalops cyprinoides (Indo-Pacific tarpon)
Lineage: Eukaryota; Metazoa; Chordata; Actinopteri; Elopiformes; Megalopidae
Gene: calb2a
Product: calbindin 2a
Exons: 11
Coding region: 1-816 (271 amino acids)
Biological process (GO): regulation of presynaptic cytosolic calcium ion concentration; regulation of long-term synaptic potentiation
Cellular component (GO): nucleus; dendrite; cytosol
Molecular function (GO): calcium ion binding
Source: RefSeq, a predicted model, not a curated record